UCUGUUUUGUUUGAAACCUGAACUUUGCCGGAUAUCCGUUUGCUGUUUCUGCCGAAAAUCGCGGAUAAGGUUUACAACUGAAAAGUUCCUUAUUCGGCAUACGAUUUCCUAACGUAUCAGGCUGUAAAGUUAUGGCUGUAGGGAAAAACAAGGGACUUUCCAAAGGAGGAAAAAAGGGAGUGAAGAAGAAGGUAGUGGACCCGUUCACACGCAAAGAUUGGUAUGAUGUUAAAGCCCCGUUGAUGUUUAAAAAUUUCCAUAUUGGGAAAACACUUGUGAACAGAACUCAAGGAACUAAGAUUGCAUCCGAGGGCCUCAAAGGCAGGGUUUUUGAAGUUUCGACCACAGACCUUCAAAUGGACACAGACACCGAAAGACUGUAUAGGAAAUUUCGUCUCAUUGCCGAGGAUGUUCAAGCGAAGAACGUUCUCACAAAUUUCCACGGGAUGGACUUUUCCACAGACAAACUGAGGAGCAUGGUUAAGAAAUGGCAGACUUUAAUUGAAGCGAAUGUGGAUGUUAGAACAACUGAUGGUUAUCUUCUUAGAGUAUUCUGCAUUGGUUUCACCAACAAAGACCAAAUGUCUCAAAGAAAGACUUGCUACGCUCAACGAAAACAGGUCAAGGAAAUUAGAGGAAAAAUGAUUUAUAACAUAACAAAGACAGUGACUAAUAGUAAUUUACGUGAUGUAGUUAAUAAAUUAAUUCCUGAUUCAAUUGCUAAAGACAUAGAAAAGAACUGCCAAGGAAUCUAUCCUCUUCACGAUGUCUACAUCCGCAAAGUCAAAGUCUUAAAAAAACCACGAUUUGAAUUGAGCAAACUAUUAGACUUGCAUGGGGAUGGAAAGGUUGAUGAAUCUGGUGUAAGAGUCUCAAGACCGGACACUUACGAACCUCCAGUCCAAGAAUCUGUUUAAUUUUCAUUUUUUCAAUCCGUGUUUUCAUAGAAUUUGUUUUUUUCGUUCAGUGUUGGUGAAACUAUGGAUUUUGCCAAUUUUUCUUUUAUUUGUGUUGAUUUUGUCGGACCUUUUGCAUUGUUUUUGCCUAUUAAAAAAGAAUAAUCAAUAAAUGAGAUUUUAAGUUCAUAGUUUUA
Molecule: messenger RNA, 1093 nt
Organism: Cimex lectularius (bed bug)
Lineage: Eukaryota; Metazoa; Arthropoda; Insecta; Hemiptera; Cimicidae
Product: 40S ribosomal protein S3a
Exons: 6
Coding region: 132-917 (261 amino acids)
Biological process (GO): translation
Cellular component (GO): cytosol; ribosome
Molecular function (GO): structural constituent of ribosome
Source: RefSeq, a predicted model, not a curated record